AUCUAAUUGGGGAUGGAAUUUCUAAUAUUCCCUACCGAGGAUCAGGUUUUCAAUGAUUAAAUUAAUAAUAAAAUUACUAGUAAUAUAUAUCCUACAAGUGGUCAACCUGUCAAUGCGUGUCUACAAAAUUAAUAAUAUCAGUAUAUUUUGCAUGUAUUUUAAGAUGUUGCCUGCUUCAAAUGAAUUUUGUUGCCUUCAUAUGACAUUUCUGCACAUUUGUAAUCAAAUUGUUUAACACAAACAGUUAAUAAAUGAGAAAUUUGAUUGUUGUUUUUUUUUGGGUGUUCGAGCAAGUUCUGGGUCGGUUGUGUAGGUGGCGCCGGUGGCAAUUAGCGUAAUUUUUUUGUUGGGUAAAUAAUCGAGUGAUUUAUCACAAUCCAUGAUUCCCUGAUUGAAUCACGAACGACUAGUGAGUCGUCCCCGGUCCCGCCCUCACCGUCAACCCGUUAAUCGGCCGUUCCCAGCGCGUUUCACCCCGUCCAUCCACCCUCGCCGCAAUGGAUCCAUCGCUGGACCAGUCGUACGUGCAGAAGAUGCAGUUCAUGUCGCUGAACGGGCAGAACGAGGACCCGAGAUACGGACGCAUAUCGAACGUGUCGAAGGCCGAGCCCGCCGUGCCCGGUUACCAGAAACACAAGACGGUGGGCGCCAUCGAAACGUUCGCUAACGAGUCUGCGAAAUCGAACGACUACACCAUGUAUGAGCGGAGCAACAUCAUUGCCAGUUCGAAGUACGCGACCCCCAAACAAGUGGAGACGAUUGCGGCCCAGAAGGCCGUGGAGGAGAACGACGUGUACGUACAGUGUGCCAAGCCCCAGGUGCCCAUCAGUACGAGCCCUACUCAUUCAUUGAGUGGCUCUUCCCAACAUUCCAACAGCCCCAGAACCAGUAUGGCCACUAAUGCAGGCCCGGUGUAUGAGAACAUCAACUAUUACCCAGGUAGGACGAUGCCACAACAAUACUACCAGCAGCAACCGGCUGACGUGUACAGGAAGGCCCAGCCCCAAGUACCAUCAGGUAACAGAUUGAACAGGGAUCUGGACGGACCCCCGGUUUAUGAGAACGUGCACAGCAUGUCGCAUAAGAGCUCCGGCGCCAUGGCUGGGCCCCAAGUGGCCGCGAGUGCCUCCCAAAUGUACCCUGUCCAAAACUACCAGCCAGCCUACAAGCACGCCGAGUAUUCCGUGAUGCAAAGACCGCAGACGGCGAACAUCAGCAAGGCCGCCCCCCAACAGGGCUAUUAUCAGGAACAACCCGCCGCCAAAUCGUUCACCCAACAACAACUGGACGAGAUCAACGCGAGCGACUACGUGUGCAUGACGGGCAACGUGUCGCACACGUUGAGCACCAACACCCAGUUCCAGACGUCCUCGGCCAAGAACUACGACCGGUCCCCGGCAACGGGCAUAGCACAGACGCCGACCAAGGUGCAACCUGUGAAGGAGCCGAAGAAGUUGCCGAUGCAGGAGAAGAUAGUGGACAAGCGGCCGUCUCCUGCCCCGAGUCCGACGCCCAGCACCUGCAGCACCACCAGCACUGGCAAGCUGAAGAUAAGCGGCAAGAACCUGUUGCCGUACAGCGUGACGCCGCCCAAACCGCGUGGGCCCACCGAGGCCGAGCGCAAGAUCGAGGAGAUGACCAGGCAGAUUGAGGAGGAGAUGGAGAAACACGAGGAGGAGGGAGAGUAUUUCGGCAUUUGCCACACAUGCGGCGACAAAGUAACCGGAGCAGGUCAGGCCUGCCAGGCGAUGGGCAACCUCUACCACACUAACUGCUUCAUUUGUUGCUCAUGCGGCCGUGCCCUGCGCGGCAAGGCGUUUUACAACGUGCACGGUCGCGUCUACUGCGAAGAAGAUUACCUGAAUUUGUUUCAGUACUCCGGGUUCCAACAGACGGCCGAGAAGUGCGCCAUUUGCGGCCAUUUGAUUAUGGAGAUGAUAUUACAAGCCAUGGGGAAGUCCUACCAUCCGGGUUGUUUCCGGUGCUGCGUGUGCAACGAGUGCCUGGACGGCGUCCCGUUCACCGUCGACGUCGACAACAAGAUCUACUGCGUCAACGACUACCAUCGCAUGUUCGCGCCCAAGUGCGCCGCCUGCGGAAACGGUAUUACGCCGGUGGAGGGCACCGAGGAAACGGUGCGGGUGGUCUCGAUGGACAAGGACUUCCACGUGGACUGUUACGUGUGCGAGGAGUGCGGCAUGCAGCUGACCGACGAGCCGGACAAACGGUGCUAUCCGUUGGACGGACGUCUGAUGUGCCGCGGCUGCCACAUACAGCGGCUGCAGCACACCGCGCCGCACCGCCAGCCGCUCCACCCGGUGCCCGCUAGCUACCAGUACACCGGGUAGAGGCCGGUGGAGGAGGCGUGCGAUUGGUAGGUCACCAGCGCCAUCUACACACACGUCGAUGUUCGAUGUUGUGCAAUGUGUAUAUGUAAGUGUUCACGAGCAUUAUUGUAUAAUAGGAUCAGUUACGGUUGGGUUUUGAUUAUUCUUUUGUGCCGUUGGUUCGGUGGUUGGCUGUUUCACUGUGGCACGACGAUUUUUAUCGUUUUACUAUAUUAUUUAUUAUUCAGUAAAAAUGUGUAUGUCCAUAUCCUAACAUAAUCUAAUAAUGUGAAAAAUUGUAUUUUUGUUUAACACGUUCAAAAUUAUAGUUUUUAUUGUUCAAAUGGUACUAAAAUCAUCACUUGAUAACCUGAGAAACGUUUUAAUUUAUAAGUAUUUAUAAUUCAGAAUGUCUAAACAAGUAUUUUAUCAAAUAUAUGUUCUUCAUUAUCCAUCAUUUGUCAAGAUUAAUAUAUCACAAAUAAUGAUAUAAAAUCAUAUUUUAUCUAUUCUAUCCAUUAUUAUAUUAAAUUGGGCUAAAAAAAACAUCUUUUUAAAUUGUUGUACAUAAAAAUUAAUCAAAUCAGGUUUAGUUUGGUGUAAUUUGUUUAUUUCAGGCUUAAAAAUUCAAUAUCAUCUACUUUAAAUUGUGUGAAAUUUUGUACAAAUUUGACACUUUUGUAGCACUUGAAAUUUACAGAUUUUGUGUGUAAUCUCAUAGGUAAAAUUGUAAAUAAUAAUUAACUGCAAGUAAAACACAAAAUCAGGUUAUUAGUCUGCAUUCGGUGAGUUUUUAGAACCACAGAAAUUGCAGUUUUAGGUUACCAUAAGGUUAAAUAAUUAGGUAAAUACUACAUUUCCCGUUCUCAUCAUCAAAAACUUGAUGUUUUAUAAGUUUUCAUACAAUUUUAUUUGCGUUUAACAAUUUUUUAAAGCAUUAGUUUAAGGUGUACAUAUUAAUUGCAUGAAAAUGCUUAUUAUUCAACAAUGGCAAAAAUUAACUGGAUUUUGACGACGUUUUUAAUGAACGGUCAAAAUUUCAGUUUAAGUUAAUUAAGGAAUAUUAUUAUAUCCUACAAUUUAUGGAUUAAGUUUUAAAAAAUAAAGUUGUACAGUUAUUAGAAUAUAUUGUAUAUAAUACACAAGUAUUAAGACCACAAAUUAGACAACAAGUCUUGUAUAUAUGAUGCGUAUUGACUACACGCCACCCUUUAUGAUAAUAACACGAUAAAAUUCAAGCUGGAAAGUGACGAUCAGGCAUUGCAAUCUUCAACUUGUACAUAAAUGGAUUUGUGAUCCAUCGUCACCCAAUUGUACAUAAAAAUUAAGUUGUUUUAAGGUUUUAAACUCCUUUUAUUAGGUGUAAUUCGUUGUAACAGUAUUUAAUUUUAAGAUCCUUCGUCGAACACCAAUACUAUGGAAUUAAUUGUAACAUAAAUUUAGUCUUAGUGACCUUCUCUAAUUAGAAUAAGUUAUUUUUUGUUUAGUUGUUUGGGAACCAAUUCUAUGGAUUUAAUUAAGGUUAGUUUUAAGGAAUUGCACCAAUUAACACGAGUAUCAUUUACGAUUUAAGUGACACAUCACAGUUCCAAGCUGUACAUAAAGGAACUGCUGAUUGUUGGUCACCAAUUUGUACAUAAACAUUAAAAUUAACGCAUUAAGGCUGUAUAGGAUAAAACAAAGACUCAAUUAACAAUUGGCUUGGCAUGUAUCAUGACAACAACGCGGUUCGCCACCCUGUACAUAAUCGAAUCUCGCGUCCCAGUUGUCAUUAGGCUUUAAGACUUUUUCGUUCAGUUAUAAAUUAGGUUGACAUUAAUAACAUUGCACAUUGUAACCCACAUUAAAUUAUAGAAAUUCAGUCCGCAAACCGUGUACAUAAAAGGACUUAUUUAUUAACGAGUUAAAUUCGCCACGUCACAGUUUUACCUUUGUACAUAACGAAACUGACGAUUUGUUGUUGACAAGAUUUUAAUAUUAUUUUAGCGUUUUACGUCGCAGUUCCCAAUAAAAUCUGUACAUAACUGGAGCUUGCGACCUAAGUUGUAUACAUCUACUCAAAUAUAAUAGCCACUAACUAGAAUCGUGAUCGCAGUUCAAAUCUUGUACAUAAUGUGAAUGAUGAACUGCUUUAAUUAUAGGCACCGCCCCACUAAAAUCUGUAAGACGAUCUGGACUAAAGCCCACCGACAACAAUCACAGUUCACAAUCUGUAUAUAAAAGUAACUGGUGAUUUGUUGGUACUAGAUUUAUUGUAAUUUUUAACAAAUAAUUGUAAUUGUCUGUUUAAUCUGUGAAUGAUGGAAAGGAAGAACUUUAUUAAUUAAUUAAUUAUUCGCCCAUUUGAAUAAUAAAACUGCCCUGUUCUGUAUUCUGUGAUGUGUGACAAUGAAAACGGUGAACCAACAACAACGAAUUCGCUUAUAUAUAUAUAUAUCAAUGUGAACGUGUCGUUCAUCAAGAAGAUGAUAUGGCAGAAAAUGAUUAUUUUUUAAUUAUCUGAAAGAGAUAAAGGGAGACGUUUAAUUCACUUCUAUCGAGUUUUCUGCUUCCUUCUGGAUGAACAACGUGUCGAGAAGUUCAGCUUAAUUUUUGCAAUGUAAUAAUUUCGCAUUAUUAUUAUCUGUUAUUCAAUUUCGUCGAACGUUAUGUAUAUAAAAAUAGGAAAAGCAGAAAAGACGACAGCAGCAAAAAUUCUGGAAAAUCCCGAGUUGACUCUUGCAUAUUUAACAAAAAUAAAGAGAUGUCCUUCGUGUCGGAAAGUGAGGAAUUAGUUUUUUAUAUAUAUUUUCUUAUGUGCUUAUGUUUUGUAUAUAACGAAAUUCGCAUUUUUAAGUCUGAUUUUAGAACGUUUCUAUUUUAUUAUAAUUACAGUUUGGUUCAUUUCUGUGAUACCAUGUUUAGAUUGUAAGUUUGUUUCAUAUUACUUAUGUAUUUCAUUCCAUUUUUUAUUAAAAGCAGCUUAUUAUCUUA
Molecule: messenger RNA, 5300 nt
Organism: Aethina tumida (small hive beetle)
Lineage: Eukaryota; Metazoa; Arthropoda; Insecta; Coleoptera; Nitidulidae
Gene: jub
Product: LIM domain-containing protein jub
Exons: 5
Coding region: 498-2348 (616 amino acids)
Biological process (GO): positive regulation of miRNA-mediated gene silencing; negative regulation of hippo signaling; regulation of DNA-templated transcription
Cellular component (GO): nucleus; transcription regulator complex; P-body
Molecular function (GO): transcription corepressor activity
Source: RefSeq, a predicted model, not a curated record